Messenger RNA from Mangifera indica (mango), 981 nucleotides. RefSeq names its product plant-specific TFIIB-related protein PTF2-like. NCBI's taxonomy places the organism in Eukaryota, Viridiplantae, Streptophyta, Magnoliopsida, Sapindales, Anacardiaceae. The record is from RefSeq and is a predicted model, not a curated record. The coding region runs from base 1 to 981 and encodes 326 amino acids. The transcript has a single exon.
AUGAAGUGGUUUUUGACGACUGGGAGGAGACCAAUGCCAUUAGUGGCAGCUGUUUUGGUGUUUGUGGCAGAGUUGAAUUGGGUUGGUUUGAAGAUUGAGGAUGUUGCCAAGGAGGUAAACUGUGUUCUUGGAACAUGUAGAAAGCGAUACUCAGAGUUGUUGGAAGCACUUGUGAAGGUGGCUCAGGCAUUGCCAUGGGGAAAGGAUGCAAAUGUAAAAAAUAUAGCUAAGAAUGCGCCUUUUGUAAUGCAUUAUAUGCAGUUCAAGUCCAGGGAGAAGAAAAAAGAAGACAGGGAAGGGCUAGAGAGUGGUGCGGUUGAUUUUGAUGACGUGGUUAGGGAGUGUUUGGAAAAAGAUUUUGAGUAUGGGAUUGAUGAGGACGAGGUGAAAAGUGGUGCUCGGUAUUUUGAUAUGGAUGAUAGAGGUGGGUUUACUAGAAGGGGGGCUGGAAAUGGUUAUAAGAUUGAGCUUUCUCCUGAAUGCUUGGGAAUGAUUUAUGCUAAGUUUUCUAAUGAGGUUGAUGGUAGGAAGUCAUCAAGAGAGAAUGAAGAGGUAAAGGGAAGAACAAGAAGUAGAGGUUUCGAUCUUAGUUCAUGUAGGGAGUGGUGGAAUGGAAAAUCAGAAAUGAGCCAGAAACUUGUGCUUAAGAAAAUUUUGGAGAAAGAUGUAGGACUGGAUGUUGUGCCUCCAUCAUAUGUUAAUGGCUGCAUGGCGAAUGAGAAGAGGAGAGCAAAGAUAAAUUCUGCAAAGGUAAGGAUAAAUAAGAUUAUGGAUCCAUCCAGAGCUGAUGUAGCUGAUAAUGACAGUGUGGAAUGUGUACUUAGUGGGAAGAGCAGAAACAGAAAAGGAAUUGGUGAAAUUGAUUGGGAAGACUUUAUUAUAGAGACACUCCUCCUCCGUCAGGUGAAAGAGGAGGAUAUUGAGACAGGACAUCACAAUACCCUACUGGCCUUGCAUGUGUUCGACUGUGGGAAAAUGUGA